Messenger RNA from Sphaeroforma arctica JP610, 732 nucleotides. RefSeq lists its product as hypothetical. The transcript has a single exon. The annotation marks the transcript as partial. NCBI's taxonomy places the organism in Eukaryota, Ichthyosporea, Ichthyophonida. The record is from RefSeq and is a predicted model, not a curated record.
CAGAAAUACUACUCCUUCGACAGCCCGGAUACCGUCCGCGUGGCGACGGACGCCACCCAAAGCUUUGCAUUGCAACCGCCCCGAGAGCACACCACAGCCUCCAUGAUCAGCUCAUCGAUCGCCACAGGCGGUGGUUUGGAAGACAAAGACACAUGGAAGUACACGGCUAUGGACAUGCCCUUGUUUAUCGGGCCGCACCUGUGCAACACUGCGGAAGAGGGUGAGCACACGCACACGUCGAGCGGGUCUUCACAGGCAUCUCUGUCGGUGUCUGGCAGCGGGGAUGGGGCUGAUACGGACGGUGGCGCGCAGGUGACGGUCAUGAAUGAGAGCAAGCGCAAGCAAAAGAAACUGUCGAGACGGCGCAAGGUGGAGAAGUUGUUAAAGCAGAAGCUGGGCGAAGACAAGCAUGGAGGGACGGGUAAGCGGACUAGUAAGUGGACGUCUCUGAAUACGUGUGACGAGCUAGUGACUAGCAGAGACUCGGCGACCGGCGGGAUAGUGUCUAAGGAAAUGGUGGAUGCGGUGGGCGUGUCUGGGCCUGAGGGACAGGAGCAGGCCAGUUCAAAUAGUCGCGCCAAGCUCAAAGAAUGGGCGACGGUGAAGAUACGGCAGAAAAACCGUACUGCCGAUGAGAAGCACGAAUUUACCGCUUUUAAGGGUGAUAAACGCCAUAGUUUUGCGGGUCUAAUCCUACCCCGGAGUAUAGUGGACGCAUCGCACAAAAAUGCU